UUCACGCCCAAGAAAGUUUCUACGAAAAACAGACACAGACAGAGAGGGAGUCAAGAGUCACAGAUGGAGAGUAGCAGUGCAAGUGAUGCUCAAAUGGUCCUUCAAAACCCUAACAAUGGAGUAACAAUUCGAACGAAUAAGAAAGAAGAGAAGCCAGAGGUGGUGGUUAUAAUGGGUCCCACUGGUUCAGGCAAAUCAAAAUUGGCCAUUGAUUUAGCAACCAACUUCCCCAUUGAAAUCAUCAAUGCUGAUUCGAUGCAGGUCUACCAUAGCCUAGAUGUUCUCACCAAUAAGGUUCCCUUCCAUGACCAAAAGGGAGUUCCUCACCAUUUGCUUGGGAAUAUAAGCCCAAACGUUGAAUUCACAGCAAAGGAAUUCCGGGAUUCUGCUAUUCCUAUUAUUAAUGAAAUAUGGUCACGCAACUGCUUGCCGGUCAUUGUUGGGGGUACCAAUUACUAUAUUCAGGCUCUGGUGAGUCCAUUCCUCCUAGAUGAUAAUUUGGAAGAUUUGGAUGAAAGCUUUCAGAAUCAGCCCCUUGGUAUACAGCAAAUCCAUUGCUUUACAAUUUGCAUUGACAACUUCAGUAUUAUUAAUUUACAAUAUUCCCUAUGGUUUUCAGGAGAUGAACAGAGUGAUGAGACGCCUGAGUAUGGUGGAAAUGGUGCCAAUAGAUAUGAUUAUCUUAAAAAUCUUGAUCCUGUUGCAGCUAACAGAAUUCAUCCAAAUAAUCAUAGAAAAAUCAAUCAGUACCUUAAUUUGUAUUCUCGCUCGGGUAUUCUCCCUAGCAAACUUUAUCAGGGAAAGGCCGCAGAGAACUGGGGUCGCAUUGAUGAUUGUAGAUUCAAUUGUUGUUUUAUUUGUGUUGAUGCUGCAAUACCCGUGCUGGAUCAGUACGUGGGGCAAAGAGUAGAUUGCAUGAUUGAUGCUGGAUUGCUCGGUGAAGUUUAUGAUAUUUACAAUCCUAAUGCGGAUUAUACCCGAGGCUUACGACAAGCCAUUGGUGUACGGGAAUUUGAGGAUUUUCUGGGAGUUUACCGUUUGGAAGGCAGGAAUUGUAGUCCAAAUGAUUCUACUGAUGAAUCUCUCUUCAUGGUAUCAGCAAACAAGGAGAAGAUGCUGAAGGAUAAUAUUAGAGAGAUUCUCUGUUCCUCUGAUGAUAAUGAACUGAAAAUUCUUCUAGUUGAAGCUAUUGACAAAGUAAAAUUAAAUACCAGAAGACUUAUUCGUCGUCAAAAAAGAAGGCUUACACGGCUCCGAACAUUGUUUGGCUGGAAUAUACAUUAUGUUAAUGCAACAGAAUCCAUAUCAAGCAAAUCAGAUGAAUCAUGGUCUGCAGAAGUAGUUGGACCUGCAGUGGAAAUUAUCAGAUCCUUUUUAAGUGAGGAUGGGAGCUCAGUGUCUGAUUUUAGGGCAAAUGAUGGUGCUGGAAUGGGAUCAAUUGGAAGAAACUUGUGGACCCAGUAUGUGUGCAAGGCUUGUGGGGAUAGGGUUCUUAGAGGAGCUCAUGAGUGGGAGCAGCACAAACUAGGCCGUGGGCAUCGGAAACGAGUUUCUAAGUUUCGGAAGGUUCAAAGGCAAGGUUCUUCUUUGGUGGAUCAGGACAUUCUAACCAUAGUUAGCAACCAAGUUUCAGGAUCAUAGAACUUACUGGUUAUGAGCUGGAAUGAUAUGAACAACUCCCAUUCGAGAUUUCUUUAUGGCGGGCAAGGACAUUCUGGCCGUAGUUAACAACCAAGUUUCAGGAUGCAAGGACAUUCUGACCUUAGUUAACAACCAAGUUUCAGGACCAAGAACUCUCUGGUUAUGAGCUGGAAUGAUAUGAACGACUCUCAUUCAAGAUUUCUUUAUGGUGGGCAAGGACAUUCUGACUGUAGUUAGCAACCGAGUUUCAGGAUCAUAGAACUCUCUGGUUAUGAGCUGGAAUAACGUGGACGACCUCCAUUAAAGAUUUCUUUGUAAGGUAUCAUGCUAAAAGGCAACUGGGAAUGUACCAACAUUUGUUACAUCUUUCCUUGUUUCUUGAAAACGGUUGACUUGGAUUCUUGAAUGAGGGUUGUGUUAGGACCUAAUUGCGUACAGAAAAGGCUUAGUUGUAAUAAGGAAAAGCAUCAUUGGAUUUGAUUCUAAUUGUGAGAUUGCUUAUGUGACGAUUGUGCUUACGACUCGAGCAUGCAAUUUGUGAUAUAAAUAAUGAACGUGUAUUGUUGAUGUCAUAAA
This is a messenger RNA of Jatropha curcas, 2217 nucleotides long. NCBI's taxonomy places the organism in Eukaryota, Viridiplantae, Streptophyta, Magnoliopsida, Malpighiales, Euphorbiaceae. The record is from RefSeq and is a predicted model, not a curated record.